Molecule: messenger RNA, 3484 nt
Organism: Ictalurus furcatus (blue catfish)
Lineage: Eukaryota; Metazoa; Chordata; Actinopteri; Siluriformes; Ictaluridae
Product: CMRF35-like molecule 8
Exons: 7
Coding region: 1394-2407 (337 amino acids)
Source: RefSeq, a predicted model, not a curated record
AUUACUGUAAUAUGGACUGUAACAUAUUUUUUAGAUAAUUUUCAUGAUUUGCCAAGCCUAAGGAUUUUGUCUGCUCCUAGAAAAAAAUCCCCACCUCUGUUAGCUCCAGCUAAUAGCUGUGUUGUAUCUGUCAAUCACGUGUGCUGGUUAGACUAUUAGUCCACUCUCUAUCAGGACAGUCUGGGAAGGCCUGCUUGGUAAAUUCACCUCAUGUUUUAUCUCAUAUCUAACACACUCACUGAUUCUGCUCGGUGUGCUCAUAUCUGCUGUUCUCCAGCUCGCUAUUUCAUAGUAGAGACUGCUAAAGUAAAGUAUGCUGCUUAAUCAUUUACAGGAGCACAAACAUAUGUGUUUUCCGUUUAUAUCUGAUAACAGAUAGUGUAGAUACUGUUGUUGCUAAGUAACAGAGAGAGUACUAAGUUAUUAUCAGAGCUCAUUAAUUAAACCAGUAAAUAAUAAUAUUAUUCAGUAUAUCGUAUGUCCAUAAUACUUUCACUAAAGGCUCCUCUAGAUGGCAGCAUUGAUCCUCAGACCGGUAGAGUUCACCUCUAUAAAGACCCAUGUUGUCUCACACAGAGUAAAAAAAAAAAAGAAGAAGACGACAUUUUCAACACCCAGAGCAUCCUUGUAGCUGAAUAUCAUGCAAAUACAAAAAUGCUGAGCAACUUUACUGCAGUGAUAAACACUUCUACUGGCUGUAUGUUUAAUAUUCACACUUAUAUGUUGUUUUCCUGAGGAAGAAAUAAUGUAAUAUUUGUUUCACAUAUAAGUAUAUGAUUAAAUUGGUGAAUGCACUGACCUGACUUACACGUGCCUUGUUGUCAUGGUAACAAACACUGACACUAAACAUCCCUCCACACAUGUGCAUAACUUUGGCUCAGAUUACAUACAACAUGCAUGUAAACACAGAUUUUAUACACAGUGACUUCUUAUGUCUGCAUAUAAACAGGUCAUUUGAAUCGGUGAAAACCUUUGCAUGUAAAUAUGCAUUUAGAGCAUUAACUGAUACACAUAUAGAUAGUGUCAUUGUGUUACACCCCUAGUGUUUACAGUCAAACAGCAGGGAAGUCGGUGUUAAAAGUUAAUAUUUGAGCAUUGAGAGGAAAUAUCUCACGGGGAGAAAGAUACUCACAUGCAGAAUGUUAAUUUGAAACACUCACACACCUUCAUAUGAGUGUUUACAUGCUGUAACUGCCCAGAGGUGCAUUUAUCCCUUUCUCGGACUUCUAGAAGGGGAAGUGGGUGUGUUAUGACUUUCUGGUUAAGAGACAGAUGAAGACACACAGCACAUUCACAGAGCGGGACAGAGACAGUAACAGUGUGUAACACAACAGGAGCUUUAAUAUCUUUCUGAAGUGGAGUUGGUGUGGAGAUCUGGGAGUGUGAACUCAGGAUGAAGAUCCUCCUCAUCUUCACCCUCUGUCUGAUCUCAGAUGGAGGAGACUCCAAGGAAGUAACAGGAUAUUCAGGAGGAGGAGUCCUUAUCAAGUGCAAGUAUGAUACAGAAUACACACAAAACAAAAAAUAUUUCUGUAAGGGUUCAUGGCUAUCCUGUUCUGACCAAAUAAGGACAGGAGCUAAAAACGAGUGGAUAAAUUCAGGAAGAUUCUCACUGUUUGAUGACACCAAAUCAGCAGAUUUCAGUGUGAUGAUCAGAGAGCUCACUGUCACUGUAAGGGACACUGGGACGUACUACUGUGGAGUUGAUUUGCCUAGUGUGAAAGACAUUUCCACAUGGGUGGAACUGAAGGUAAAGGAAGAUCUGUCCUAUGAGAAGUCCAUCAGUAAGACUGUCCAUGUAGGAGGAGAUUUGACUGUCAGCUGUAAAUACCCAGAAUCCCUCAGGAGUAACCCCAAGUUUCUCUGCAAGACAAGGCUGCAAGAUUCUGCUUGUUCUUAUAAAGCAUCUGUUAAUGAAAGUAGAAAAUAUGUAAAUGAGGGGAAAUUCUCCUUGUAUGAUGUCAGAGAAACACAAAUGUUCACUAUCAACCUGACAGUUACCGGUCCUCCAGCAGGAUUUCCAGCUUCCACUGUGAUCACUGUGUCUGUAAUUCUGCUGCUGCUUCUGAUUGGAAUCAUAUUCCUCUUUGUGAUUCUACAUAAGAAAUGCAGGAUACAAGCAGGUACAGCUUCUACUGGUGAGUGUUCUCUCCAAGGCUCAGGAAACGACCAAGAGGUAACUGUCUUCAUCAGUGUGUGUGUUCAGUACCAAAACUUACUGUCUUUGAAAAUCCAUGAAAACAUUUAUAUGUGUUGUUUCUGUUUCUCUGUGCUUACUGUCUUUGAUUAUGAGGAGGUUAAAGACACCAGACGCCAUUCUGCCUCAGACGCUGGAACAGUUUACUGCAAUGUUCAACUACCCACAAUCCCCUCUGAUCCUCCUCAAAAUGUUUAUGCCAAUAUGUAGUUGAAACGUUUAUUCUACUGUUCAAUUACCCACAAUCCCUCCUGAUCAGGAAAUCUACUCCACAGCUCAGUUACCCACAAGUCUCUCUGAUUCCUCAGCCAGUGCUGAUCAGCAGUUAGUUGAGGAAUCUGCUGAAGGCCUGAAUUACGCAGCAGCCUCCAGCUCUUAUGAUGCAGUUCCAAAGAUGACCUUUAAGAAGCAAGAGAUAUCGUACGUCUAUAAUACCGUCAGUCAACCUGUUAAUUCAUGUGGCUAGUUUAUAAUAAUUAGGUCUCCAAGCAUCACCAUCAUCAUCGUCAUCAUCAUCAUCAUCAUUCCACAUGUCCAUUCAUCCCAGUCAGUAUUUUUCAUCUUCAGUAACUACCUCCUGGUCAGGUUUGCAGUAGAUCUGGAGCCUCGGGAACACUGGACGUGAGGCAGGAAUACACCCUGGGAGGAACACCAGUCCAUCGUAGCUUCUGGUAUUUUCUCUAAUUUUACAAUAAGUGCAGAUUGUGAUUUUUCUUUAAUAUGAUCACUGCUUGUGGCUAUAUUCAUCUUUGUAUUUUCAUCCAUUUUGAAUAGCUAUAUGAACGUAUGGUAUGUACUGAGUGUGGUGUGUAUUGUAUGUGUGGACUAUGGUAUGUUUGGAAAGAAAUGCAGUAUGUAUUUUAUAUAUGAAGAAUGGUAUGCAUUGUGCUGUAUAUAGGAGUAUGAUUUUAAAUAAUAUCUUUACAUAGUGUGAGUGCUAGAAGAAAGAGAGAAAUGGAGACAUUCGUCUUAUCUUAACCCCAAAGUCUCAAAAUCAGCUUGACCCGCUCACUUCACUUUCACUUCACUUUUUGUUCACAUGUUGUUGUUCAUUUUUAUUUUGUCUUAUAGUGACCACACUCAUUAUUACUGCUCUGCGUACUUAUAUCAGCCAUCCUCAUGCCCUCUGUUUCAUAAUCAAGACUCUGAUUCUGUCGUGUAUGCUUAUUCAGAUAAAGGCACACAGUGUAUUUUUUAGAUUUAAUUUUUUUUUUUUUAUGUUGAAUUCAUUGAUGUUUUGAUGUUUUCAGCAGGAUGUUAUGCAAUAAAUAAACUUUCUCAAGUGCA